AUGGCGGCUCUUGGACGUUUCCUCUCCAAGUCAGCCGAAAGGGAACUCCCGUUUCUCCAGACGUUGAGGGCGGGAAAAAAGUUUGACUGGACAGAUGACAAAGCAGUGAGUACAGUGCUGAUUAAGAAGAAAGGAUCGGUGGACCAGCCGGUGUACUAUGUUAGUAAGGUUCUACAAGGCCCAGAAACAUGUUAUCCCUUCACUGAAAAUGUGGCGCUGGCCCUGCUGAACGCCUCCAGAAAAUUGAGGCCGUACUUCCAAGCCCAUUCCAUCAGCCCUAGGCAAGCCAUAAAAGGGCAAGCAUUAGCAGAUUUUAUUGUUGAAUGUACUCCCUCUAAAGAAGCCAAAGAAGAGAACAUAACAGAAUGGUUAUUGUUUGUAGAUGGGGCCUCCAGUUCACAAGGGAAUGGAGUUGGAGUCGUGCUUAUCCCGCCAGAAGGAGAAUCCCUCGAAUACUCUUUGAGAUUUGCUUUUCCAAGCUCGAAUAAUGUGGCUGAGUAUGAGGAGCUAAUUGUCGGUCUAAAGUUGGCCCGAAAGCUUGAAGUAGCACAAUUGAUAGCGCAUAGUGAUUCUCAGUUGAUUGUUCAACAAUACUACGGGCAAUACGAGACUAGAGAGCCGGUUAUGGGACAGUAUCUGCAUAAAGUUAGGACACUUGCACAAUUGUUCGAAAGUUUCCAGUUAAUGCAGAUCAACAGAUCCCUCAAUGGUCAUACGAAUGCCUUAUCCAAAUUGGCAUCCACCAAAGAAACCACUGAGAAAACAGUAUAUGUAGAAGUCCUUCAGAGACCAAGUAUAAACGAGCCCGAGGUAGCAUGCAUUGAGAAUGGUAACGACUGGAGAACCCCUUCUCACAAAUAUUUGACCAUGGGAGAAUUGCUAGCAAACCUGAAGGAGGCCAUAAAAAUUAAAAUUAAAGGGGCUUGUUUCACAAUGAUUGAUGGAACGCUUUACAAGCGAGCUUACACUACGCCGCUCCUCAAAUGCUUAGGUCCCCAGGAGACCGAUUACGCCUUGGCUCCUCAAAUGCUUAGGUCCCCAGCAGAGUAUGCGGAUGCCCAAACGAAGGUCAGGGAGUGUGAUAAAUGUCAGAGGCACGCUCCGAUUCAUUCUGCCCCAAUAUCGCAAUUACAGCCCACAUUACAGCCUAUCCCCUUCGCUCAAUGGGGCUUGGAUAUUCUAGGCCCAUUUGCGCGAGCUGCGGGGCAAAGGAAAUUUCUUCUGGUAGCAACAGAUUAUUUCACCAAGUGGAUUGAAGCAGAAGCCCUAGCCACUAUCAGUGCUAGGAAAGUAGAAGCCAUGGUGUGGAAAAACAUUAUAUGCCGGUUUAGUGUCCCACGAAUCAUCAACACUGAUCAUGGAAAGCAGUUUGACUGUGGUUCCUUUCGGAACUUCUGUAGAGGCCUAGAUAUUCAGUUAAGAAUUUCUUCAGUGGCAUAUCCCCAGGCUAACGGACAAGCUGAAAUUAGCAACAAAACAAUUUUACAUGGUUUGAAAACUCGGCUGGAAGGAGCAAAGGGAGCAUGGGUGGAGGAAUUGCCUACCGUCCUGUGGGCUUACCGAACAACCAGUUGGGUCUCAACGGGCAAAACGCCCUUUAACUUUGUGUAUGGGACAGAAGUUUUGAUUCCAGUAGAAAUCUCGUGCAAAUCACCCCGAUUGGACGCUUUUGAUGAAAGUGGCAGCUCAAAUAACUCUGAUGCACUGAAAGAAAAUCUUGAUCUCAUCAAGGAACAGAGAGACAGGGCGGCUGUACGAAUCGCUGCCUAUCAUAAAAGGGUGGCCCAUUAUUACAACUCUCGAGUAAAGAGCCGGCCUCUCAAGGAAGGAGAUUUGAUCCUCAGAAAGUCGGUCAUCACCAAUGCACUCCGAGAGGAUAGAAAAUUUCUGGCAAACUGGGAAGGGCCGUAUCGCAUCCAGGAAAUGAUAGGCCCUAGUACAUGUAUUCUCCAAACACUCCAGGGUGAAACCAUGAGCAAAACGCGGAGUACAACUCACCUGAAAUUGUACUCUCCUCCUAACAUGUAA
This is a messenger RNA of Diospyros lotus (date-plum), 2028 nucleotides long. RefSeq lists its product as uncharacterized. Gene Ontology annotation, molecular function: nucleic acid binding; RNA-DNA hybrid ribonuclease activity. The coding region runs from base 1 to 2028 and encodes 675 amino acids. Lineage: Eukaryota; Viridiplantae; Streptophyta; Magnoliopsida; Ericales; Ebenaceae. The transcript is spliced from 4 exons. The record is from RefSeq and is a predicted model, not a curated record. Gene Ontology annotation, biological process: DNA integration.